Messenger RNA from Misgurnus anguillicaudatus (oriental weatherfish), 5246 nucleotides. Lineage: Eukaryota; Metazoa; Chordata; Actinopteri; Cypriniformes; Cobitidae. The record is from RefSeq and is a predicted model, not a curated record.
CGUGCACGCGCAAUUAUCUUGACUAGGGAAAUCUGGAUCACAUUAGUUGGAUUGCGUAAGCUUCAUUUGCCUUUUUUGAAACCGCUUUAGCCUCGCCUCAUUUGUUAGGUUAAUUCAAGUCGAGUUUGUAUCUUUAAUCCUCGUUUUUCCAAGCGAGUUUUAUGAAAUAGCCCUCUGGUAUUUAAAUCCGUCUCUUUUGUCCACUUUCGACCGCUUCUGUGCUGAAUACUAUGAGAGGGUGGUCUUUGAGACGGUGGGCGAGUCUCUCUGCUGUCAUUCAAACCCGAGCGGGAGUAAUUAUGAGUUUAUGGACGCAAACUAAUAUUAUGUCGGAGUGCACUGCUUGUUUAGCAAGUAAACAUGCUGGACAGUGUUUUGUACAUGAGUAUGUAAGAGCUUUCUCUGAAUUUUCAGCGCAAUUGAUGAAAUAGGAUCGGGCAACUUUCACACGCUUUCAAAACGAAACUACGGAGAUCAGCCGCUUAGUUUUAUCAAUGAAAGGCUAAAAAUAGCGCUGUUCGCCGUAUGUUCACGCCAGAAGUAAAAAAAGACGUAAAACUUGUGUUUAAUACCUCAGAUUAGAUAAAUGGGCGGAGAGAAGGCGGUCAGAAUACCAAGUGUAAACAGCCCCAAAUGUAAACAGCCCCUGAGAGAAGUUCAUAAAAAAACGAACUGGAACGCAGGGUAGGUCUGCCUUCUACUUCUCCGCCAGUGCUGCAGGCUAGCAUGAUCAACGUAUUUUUGGAGAGUGAAACUAUAAACAAAGGAGGAAAUAACGGUCUCGCCACAACACCCAAUGCCUUUUCACGACUUUUCAAGUCGUUGAAAAGAAGAACGAGUCCUUUGUGUAUUCUCUGCCUGCCUUGAAUCUGUGCUAUUUUUUUUACAAGAAUUCUUCUUCAAAUCUAAGAUGCUGGUAGGACUUCUUUAUCACGUGUAAUGAGACAAAGUAGGCGGUCUACAAGCCUUCGCUAUUCUGGAGCUUCUUCAAAAAGUCAGAGCUCUUCAAUAUGUGCAAUGUUGGAAGAGCUGGACAUAUCCAUUGACAGACCUGCUGGUUUGAGAAGGUAUACUGAAACAAAAAGAAGAGGAUACAACUCAUACCAUAACCUGACUGUCAAUCAAAAAUCUGUGAUUCUACAGUAUAAGAAGUCUAUCAAUUUGAACUGCCAAUAUGUGACAGAGUGUGACCCUUUAUGUGAUGAACGGGUGCUACUGGUCAAACGUUAUGUUGAACCAGUGAUCAUUCAAAGGAGUACAGAGCGGAGUAGGAUAUACUUUUACAAACACGUGAUGUCUGAUUACUUUAGAACAAAGCCAUUACCUCAGGUUUUUAAGAAUCACAACAUUAGGAUGAACAACCUCUUCAGUCAUGAUCAGUCAAUGUCUAGUCAUUGCUCAUUUAAUGAUGAAGAAAUACCAAAAACUGUGAUUCUCAGUGGAGACUCUGGAAGUGGAAAAUCCUUCAUGUUGCAGAAGAUCAUGUUGGACUGGGCAUCUGGAAAAUUUUACCAUUAUUUCUUUGACGUUGUCUUUCUUCUAAAGUGUGAAGAACUGAAGUGUGUCUCUGAGGAUAUGAGCCUGACUGAGCUCUUAAGCUGGAGUUGUGGUUUAACGUCAGAUCAGAUCUCACAGAUGUUACAGUGCUCAACACAGAGCUUGCUCCUUAUUGAUGGGCUUGAUGAGCUUAUGUUUCAUCCACACAUUAGAGAUAGAUCACAACCUGCUGAUCCAUAUCAAAGAGCCCCACCUGUCGAAAUUCUUAGAAACCUUCUGAAUGGACACAUCCUGCCCACUUCCUUCCUUCUGGUCACCACUAGAACUGCAGCUACUCAUACAGUAAAGAAUCUCCUCAAGGGACCACAGCGUUUCAUUGAGAUCAUGGGCUUCUCUGAAAGCGGAGUGGAAGAGUACUUCAGGAAGAUUUUUCAGGAUGAGUCACUCUUCAAGAAAGCAUAUGAGUGUGUGAAGGCAAAUGAAUACCUUCAGAUUGCCUGCUCGGUACCUUUGAUGUGUUGGAUUGUUUGUUUCUGUCUGAAAUAUUUACCAAAUGGUGAGAAUGUGAUGGGAGAACUAGAGACGACCACCUCCAUAUAUGCACACUUUGUGUCUGUUCUAGUGGAGCAUCAUUGUGAGAAACCGUUUGUUCCCAAACUGCUGAAAAAAUACGGUCAGCUGGCAGAGAAAUGCAUGUUGAAUCAGGAAUCUCUGUUUGAUGAAAGGACUAUGUCUGAAACAGGAUUAGAUGUUGAUGGUAGUUUGUUUCUGCACAAAGAACUUUUGAACAAAGAAGGUGUCCAUAAAAUGUUGGUCUUUAAGUUUAUGCACCUUUGCUUUCAGGAGCUCUUUUGUGCUCUUCAUUAUAUCCUAAUUAAUGAAGCAGACAAGAAACAUCACCCCUUUUUUGAGAGAGAUGAAUUAUUUUAUCCAGCUAUACUGUUCCUCUGUGGUCUUUCAAAUAAUCAGAUGAGCAGCUCUUUAGAGCUCUUUCAACCCAACUUGACUUUUCCUCAGCCCAUAAGAGAAGAGCUAAAGAACAUAAUCCUUCAUGUUCUAAGGAAAAAUGUGUAUCUUACAAGGAUAUUUGCACUCCGCUGUCUCUUUGAGCUCCAUGAUGAUGAGUUUGUAAGGAAGGCUCUGGAGGCUUACAGAUCCAUGGACUUCUCUUAUGCAUCCCUGAAGAUGACUGACUGUUGGGUGCUUUUGUACUGUCUUCAGUGUUGUACACAGAUCACAGAACUGAACAUCACACACUGUGAUUUAACAGCUGACAAACUCCGGAUUCUUCAGCCAGCACUCUGUGUGUGUGAGAGUAUGAGGUUGACGAUGGAUCACCUGUCUGAUAUUGGAGAUUUUAUCAAAGCACUCAGUGAAUCAAAAACCUUGAGAGAACUAAAUAUUGUAGAAGAAAGUGACAAACAUAACACUCUCUUCUCAACUCCCAGUGUGUCCAUUUUGAAUGGAGAAAUGAGACUGGAUGUGAAGUACAAUUGGAGGUUUGCAUCUCUCUCAAGAGUCUGUUUCACUUGUCUACACUCAGCGAUAAGCAGCUCUGACUGGAUAAUCAUCUUCCAGAGAUUCCAGAAACUUUCUCAAUAUCAACAAAAUUCACAGGAGUGUAAUGAGCAUGUAGAUGCUCUGUUCUCUGUCCUGCUCUCUCUUUGUGGUUUAAAGACGUUGGAGCUGAUGAUACUCUGUCUGAAUAAAACCUGGUCUCUCAGGAUUCUCUCAAUCAUCCAAACCUGUAGCAGUCUGAAGGACAUCUGUAUCAGUGUCACAGGUUUGGUGCUGGAAGCGGGACUCGCAUUACUACAAGAAUCACUGACAGAUCCACACUGCACUGUGACUAUUGAAGGGAGAAAGUGCAAUAAACCCACUAAACCAUGCACUGAGGAUUGGCAUUUGACUUGGAGUCACAGCUGUAAUGAAGAAGUUAAGAUUCACUUCAAACCAAAUGUUCUGGAAGAACUGAAAGCGCUAAAUGUUUCUGACUCUGAAUCUUCUGAAUUGAGUCUAGAAUUAUAUGAACUGAAUCUCGAUUCACAUCCUGUCUGUGAAUCUUGUGUUGACAUAGUUGAUUCUGAUCAGUGGGUUCAGGUUAAUCCAUCAGUCUGUAAAGAUGAAGGAGAGUCAAAGUUCAGGAUCAGCACUGAGCCGGGUCAUUACGAGUGCAUCAAAACCAGAAUGCGAUGGGUUUGUGAUUGUGAUGUGACUCUUCAGUAUCAUACAGUGGACGGACGUUCCCUCAUUGCAGAGCUGGAGAGACUUCAGUAUGAGCGAAUUGGUCCUGUGAUUGAUGUGACGGUGAUCUCUGGGAAACUGAAGGAGGCACAUCUCCCUCAUUACGCCUGUUUAGCAGAGUCUGACCCCUCGCUCAAAGAUGCUGUGAAGGUCCUCAGCCAAAAAGAUGAAGGGGUAGUUUUACGUCCUGUUGAGCUGACCCGCUUUCAUGCCAAAAUAGUCCAACCGUCAUUUUCCAUCACAACUCUGAUUAUAAGUUGGCUAAUGCAAUGGGAGGAACACUGCGAUCUUCUUCUCUACAUGCGAUGUAAAAGUCCUCUCAUACUUCAUGUCUACUUUUUUCCAUUGAAUGAUACUUGUUCAAAAGAAAAGGUUGAGCACAAUGAAAAACCAAGCCUUCAGAUCAGCCAUCCCAGACCUAACAGGCCUUUUCGGAUGAAAACACCUCACCUUCUCGAGGUUCUUGAUGCUUCUGUACAUCCCAUAGAGGGAAUUUCAUUUCGGAGAGACAUCCACCCAAACUUCUUCAAGGUUAAGCAGGAUCGAGAUGGUGAUGUAGAAAUGACUCUUAUUAGAGAACAGGAUCGCACUGCUGUGUGGAAAGCAACAAUUUGGAAAAAUGAACUUCCAAGGCAAAUUAAAAAUGAGCCACAGCGACAUUGUGACAUUGAUACAGAUCAGUUUGUUCAUAACCACUGGUCAAAUCUUGUUCAAGGAGUUAAAUGUGUGAAGAGUAUUGCAGAUAAACUGCGUGAACAGAAAAUAAUUAAAGAUGAACUGUACUCACAAAUCACACAUAUGAAUUUAACUAGUCAGGAUAGCAUGAGAAAGAUCUGUUCUGUUGUGGAUUCAGGUAGUAGGCUUGUCAAAGACAAAUUCAUUUCCAUUCUUCAGGAAGAGGAGCCCAACCUUUAUGAAGAACUGAUGUCCUGAUUCAACGCUUUUGAAUAUAAAGCAGAUUCUUUAAUAAAUGAGAAAACAUAUUAUAAAGUCUUGUAAAAUAUUUUUUCCUUUUAUAUUUUAACAUUGAGACAUUUCAAAAAGUUAAACGGUUGUAUUAUAGUUCCAAAUUUCAUACAAAACUAAUGUGUUCUAAAUCAUGAUUGCUUUACAAAAGAAAGAUAAAAAGAUAGGAAACAGACUCUCUAAAUAGUUACUAUAUAUUAUUAUACUGUAUUGUAUAGAAAAAAUCAUGCUGUCAUCUUAAUUGUAAAACUCUUGAGUUGGAAAAAUACACAAAAACAUUUUAUGGUCUGAUCAAGUCUUGUCGGUGUCUGUACAUCUUGUCCUGAAUAGUUGUUUUUUUUCAGCAUGGUUGGAAAUUAAUUUUGUGACAUUACAAAAAGAGUUCUCAUAGUUACAAACCUUAUACUAAAAUAAAAUGUUAAAAUAAAAUAAAAAACAAGCAAUUUUGUAUCAUGCAUUUGUGGUUAAUUGCAGUGUUCAUAAAUACAAAAUGGCAGCACAUCCUAAACACUGAACCAAAAAAUAAAUACAACACUUUU